This is a messenger RNA of Lolium perenne, 2485 nucleotides long. RefSeq names its product L-type lectin-domain containing receptor kinase IX.1-like. NCBI's taxonomy places the organism in Eukaryota, Viridiplantae, Streptophyta, Magnoliopsida, Poales, Poaceae. The record is from RefSeq and is a predicted model, not a curated record. Gene Ontology annotation, biological process: protein phosphorylation. Gene Ontology annotation, molecular function: ATP binding; protein kinase activity.
AUGGCCAUCCAACUCAAGCUGCUAGUCCCAUGUCUUUGUAUCAUUCUCCUUCCAUCGAUCAUCUUCUUCUCCCACGCGAAGGAGGGGUCGUGCCCAGGCUCCGAGCAGGAGCGGAGUAACUACAUCAUGAAGGACUCGGAUGGCGUCCUUCUGGUCGGCGAAGACUCCGGCCUUGUACAGAUGCCCCUCGACAAGCUACCCGACGCCAACGCGAACAGCACUCGCGUGUUGUCCACCAUCAAUCCCAUGGUAGAACUCUGUCGAAGGCGCCCCGACGGGUUGGGGGUCGACGAGUCGUCGUUCAACGUCACCAUCUUCAUGCGGAACCAGACGACACCGGAGGGAAACAGUAUUUUCUCCUUACUCAUCCUCCAUGACGACGCCCUUGAUUUUCAACAGGUAAACGACUCCUUGCCCUUGGCGAAGCAACUGCUGUCGGUGAGCAGUAUUGGCUACGCACUCAACCUCUCCAACCUUACGUACCGGUCCGGUUCUGUCUCCGAUAGAGAUGUCUACGCGGCGAUCGGAAUGCUGCAGGCUAACUCCGUGGGCGUGGACAUCAUCAUCUACCCAGCUGCCUCCAACUAUUCUGUGUGGAUCGACUACCACCGUGACGGACGGCUCUCGGUGUACGUAGAUGUGGACGGCAAGCCCAAGCCUGCAAGCGCCGUUGCCGAGGCGCAAUUCGAGAUCGGCAGCGUCGUCUCCCCGACGUCCCCGUUCGUCCAUUUCGGCCUCCUCUCGACGCUGGAGCAGCGACUUAGAGGCGUCCACUUCAGCGCCACCGUCGACAGCCUCCCUGACUACCCUGUUAAAGGAGGCUUCCUGACAAAGAGGGUGACGCUACUGUCUUCCAUCCUCGGUUCUGUAGCCACUGCCGCCAUGGUGGCUGUCUCCGUCAUGUGCUACUUCAACUCGAGGUAUCGAAGGUGGCACAAGGAGCUCAACCAGCUCGCCAAGUCCAUGGAGCGCCUCCCCGGGAUGCCCACCAAGGUGGAAUUCGCCGACAUCAACAAGGCUACCAGCAACUUCCACGACAGCAUGAAGCUGGGGGGCGGCGGCUUCGGGACCGUGUACAGGUGCACGCUCCCUGCCGCCGCUUCCAAAACGGAGUGGCCCAUGGACGUCGCCGUCAAGAGGUUCACCCGGGAAGUGCAGAACCGCCGCUACGGGGACUUCCUUGCCGAAGUCAGCAUCAUCAACCGCUUACGCCACAAGAACAUCGUCCCACUCGUUGGGUGGUCUUACAACAAAGGAGAGCCGCUGCUUAUUUUCGAGUACAUGACCAAUGGGAGCUUGGACCAGCAUCUCUUCCCCGAUGGCAGUCGCAACGGCGGAAGCAGCAACGGGCGGCGACGCACUGGCGCAGCAAUCCGUCGAUGGGCCACUCGGUACGAGAUCGUCAGGGACAUAGCUAUCGGCUUGCACUACGUCCACCACGAGUACGAGCCGAUGGUGCUCCACCGCGACAUCAAGGCAAGCAACGUGAUGCUAGACUCGAGCUUCCGCGCCCGUCUGGGUGACUUCGGCCUGGCCUGCACCGUCGCCGUCAACAGGAACUCCGCCACGGGCGUCGCCGGCACGUGGGGCUAUAUCGCGCCGGAGUACGCCAUAUGCGGCAAGGCGACGCGGCAGACGGACAUCUAUGCGCUCGGGGUGCUCAUCCUCGAGCUCGUCACGGGGAAGCGGGCGCUGGAUGAUGAUCAUGUGGUGAACAGCGACGACAUGCACAUCACCGACUGGGUAUGGAGGCUCCACCGCGAGGGGAGGCUAUCGGAGUGCGUGGACGCGGCCGUGCUCGCUGCAGCUUCCGAGGACGAGGAGGAGCAGAUGGGCGCCGGCGAAGAUGCCGCACGGUUGCUGCUCCUGGGCUUGGCGUGCAGCAACCCGAACCCGUCAGACCGUCCGACCAUGCCCGACGUGGUGCAGGUCAUCGUCAAGUCAGUGCCGCCGCCGGAGGUGCCUCGUCAAAAGCCAAGCUUCGUGUGGCCUCCGCCGGGAGGGUGGGCCUCCGACGAUGAUAGCACAUGCUCAUCGAUGAUGAGCGACGUCGACAGGAGUAGAGACGAGCAGCAGGUCAGCUUGGGGCAGCCGAUGCAACAGGGACGCACCACCGGACGGUAUGCGUCGUUUCAAAUACAGGGUGCACAGGAGCGCGUCACUGGAAGACAUGCCUCGUUUCAACUACAACACUCUGUCUAGAUCAAAGACAACAAUGCUAUUAUCUCUGAGGAGAAGCCAAGUAUGUAGUAUAUGGCUAAUCAUAUGGUACGUCGACGGUCAGCUAAUUAACCGGUGGAGAGCUAUUCUGGUUCUGGUGAAGUUGCUUUUGUCAAGCAUAUGUAUGAUCAACUGCGUUGUGUGCAGCUGCAGUUCCAAAGAAAAAUUGGGACGGGGUGCUAUUUUUUUUGUUGAACACAAAUAGAGGUCUCCCGUCCAACUAUAAUCGGCACAAACUAUUCUUCCGGUUCCGGGGUCGUGACCA